CUGACUAACCAGCUCCUCCUGGCUCAAGGCUCUGGGGGAGAGGGUGUGGCAGGAGGUAGCCAGAUCAGCCCCAGGCUGUGAAUGUGGAAGAGGGCUGAGCUGGGGUGGCCAUCAUGGGGCUCCGCCAGAGGCAGCCUGGCCCAUCGCUGCUCCUCCUCCUCCUCGUGGGGACACUGGUCUGGCCCCUGCCCUGUAUGAGCCUGAAGCUGAUCCCCUACACGCCACAGAUAACAGCCUGGGACCUGGAAGGGAAAGUCACAGCUACCACAUUCUCCCUGGAGCAGCCUCGCUGUGUCCUGGACUGGCCUGCCAGUGUUGCCAGCACCGUCUGGCUGGUGGUGACCUUCAGCAACGCCUCCAAGGACUUCCAUAACCCACAGACGCUAGCUGAAAUUCCAGCCUUCCCGCGGCUGCUGACUGAUGGCCACUAUAUGACACUGCCCCUGUCCCUGGACCAGCUACCCUGUGAGGACCCUGAGGGUGGCAGCAGGAGCAUCCCCCUGCUGCGGGUGGGCAAUGACCCUGGCUGUCUUGCUGACUUCUACGAACCACCCUACUGCAACAACCCCCUCCCCAGCCCUGGACCUUACAGGGUGAAGUUCCUCUUGAUGGACGCCAGGGGCUCACCCCAGGCUGAGACCAGGUGGUCCGACCCCAUUACUCUCCACCAAGGGAAGGCCCCAGGCUCCAUCGACACGUGGCCAGGGCAGCGAAGUGCUGACAUGAUCAUCAUCACCUCUAUCCUCUCCUCCCUGGCUGGCCUCCUGCUCCUGGCCUUCCUGGCAGCGUCCACUGUGCACUUCUCCAGCCUGUGGUGGCCUGAGGAGGCCCCGGAGCAGCUGCGGAUUGGCUCCUUCAUGGGGAAGCGCUACAUGACCCACCACAUCCCACCCAGCGAGGCCUCCACCCUACCUGUGGGCUGUGAGCCUGGUCUGGGCCCCCUCCCCAGCCUGAGCCCCUAGCCUAGUGUCUGAGGCAUGGCCGUGGGGUGUGGGGGGCAAGUACCCGGUGCUCAUCCCCAGCCUCUGCACCCACCUGCCUCUCCUGCUUCGCACUUCCCCACCCAGCCUAAAGUCCCCCUGAUGUAGGAAAGAUACUAGGGUUCGUAGCCCACGGCCGAGAAAGAAUUCUUGAGACGUCUUUGGUGCAAAAAGAUGACUUUAUAAAAGCACAGGGACAGGAUCCAAGGGCAGAGAGAGCUGCCCUGGGGUCAUGAGGAGUGGCCCAUUAUGUACUUUCAAGUUGGGAGGGGUUUAGGGAGCGAGUAAGCCUCCCAGGUAUUUUGGAAACGUGGUUUCCAGGAUUCUGAGGGGACUAGCCAUUGUUAAGAAAAGGUGAUUUAUUACUGUUUAGCAAAAAUUGUCAUAAGACUCUUCAGAUGUAUAUCGGUGGGUCAUAUGCUUGGAGGCUGACUGCCAACAUAUAUCACGCGGGGGUAGAGAUAAAGGCGGUUUCCAAAGGAAUUUUUAUACCUUUCAGUAGACUUACAGGGAGUCCCGGUGGCUCAGCAGUUUAGCACCGCCUUCAGCCCAGGGCGUGAUCCUAGAGUCCCGGGAUCGAGUCCCACAUCAGGCUCCCUGCAUGGAGCCUGCUUCUCCCUCUGCCUGUGUCUCUGCCUCUCUCUCUCUCUCUCUCUCUGUCUCAUGA
Nyctereutes procyonoides (raccoon dog) is the source of this 1647-nucleotide messenger RNA. RefSeq names its product uroplakin 3B (gene UPK3B). The record is from RefSeq and is a predicted model, not a curated record. The transcript is spliced from 6 exons. NCBI's taxonomy places the organism in Eukaryota, Metazoa, Chordata, Mammalia, Carnivora, Canidae. Bases 114 to 962 code for a protein of 282 amino acids.